Molecule: messenger RNA, 1974 nt
Organism: Eriocheir sinensis (Chinese mitten crab)
Lineage: Eukaryota; Metazoa; Arthropoda; Malacostraca; Decapoda; Varunidae
Gene: CCT6
Product: T-complex protein 1 subunit zeta-like
Exons: 12
Coding region: 238-1833 (531 amino acids)
Biological process (GO): protein folding
Cellular component (GO): chaperonin-containing T-complex
Molecular function (GO): ATP-dependent protein folding chaperone; ATP binding; ATP hydrolysis activity
Source: RefSeq, a predicted model, not a curated record
UUCAAGCCACGAACUUUGUGGAUGUCACCUUGGGGCUUGGCCUUCUUGAAGACACUUGAAUUGUCUGUUACAUAAACAAAACAGUGUUCAGGGUCGCCUUCUGGGUAGCGUGGCCGUAAAGCCGGAGUUGGUGUUCACGGACUAUGCAGAUACAGCGAGUAAACCGAACAUAGAGGAAAGUAUUGGAACCAACCAGGCGGACACCACAAGACCGAAGCAGGACGUGUGACAACAAGGAUGGCCGCUAUUAAGACCCUCAACCCCAAAGCCGAGGUGGCCAGGGCUGCCCAGGCGCUCUCCAUCAACAUUUCUGGUGCCAGGGGGAUCCAAGACGUCCUCAAAACCAACCUCGGCCCUAAAGGCACCAUGAAAAUGCUCGUGUCAGGUGCCGGGGACAUCAAGAUUACCAAAGAUGGAAACAUUCUCCUCCAUGAAAUGCAAAUUCAACACCCUACUGCCAGCAUGAUUGCCAAGGCCUGCACAGCCCAAGAUGACGUCAUUGGGGAUGGCACUACCUCAACUGUUCUGCUUAUCGGUGAGAUGCUUAAACAGGCAGAAAUCCAGAUACAAGAAGGCCUGCACCCCAGACUUAUUGCUGAAGGAUUUGAUUUGGCCAAGGUGAAGGCUCAGGAAGUGCUGGACAAGGUUAAAAUCACUGAAGAGAUGUCCCGUGAACGUCUCUGCCAAGUGGCCCGCACCGCCCUCCGCACAAAGGUUCAUUCUGACAUGGCAGACAAGCUGACGGAAGUGUGCGUGGAUGCAAUCCUGGCCAUCAAGGAGGAUGGAAAGCCACUGGAUUUGCACAUGGUUGAAAUCAUGGAUAUGCAGCACAAGACAGAACUGGACACCCAGCUGGUGAAGGGUCUUGUGUUAGAUCAUGGUGGACGACACCCUGACAUGCCCAAACGUGCCACCAACGCCCACAUUCUCACCUGCAAUGUGUCGAUGGAAUAUGAGAAGACUGAAGUGAACUCUGGUUUCUUCUACAAGUCUGCAGAGGAGAGGGAGAAGUUGGUUACUGCAGAGAGGGAAUUCAUUGAAGAACGAGUGAAGAAAGUUAUAGAACUCAAGAGGAAGGUUUGUGCUGGAAACAAUGACAUGUUUGUUGUGAUCAACCAGAAGGGCAUUGAUCCCAUGUCUCUGGACAUGUUGGCCAAAGAAAACAUCAUUGGUCUGAGGAGGGCCAAGCGCCGCAACAUGGAGAGGCUCGCCCUGGCCUGCGGAGGGAUGGCCAUGAACAGCUUUGAUGAUUUCACACCAGACUGUCUGGGAUAUGCUGGCAGCGUGUAUGAGCAUGUUUUAGGGGAAACGAAGUACACUUUUGUAGAAGAUCUGAAGAACCCUCACAGUGUAACCAUAUUGAUCAAGGGCCCUUACAAACACACACUCACCCAGACCAAAGAUGCCAUCAGGGAUGGGUUGAGGGCAAUUAAGAAUGCCAUCGAUGAUGGAUCCCUUGUGCCUGGAGCUGGUGCCUUUGAGGUUGCUGCCUAUGAUGCUCUCAUGAAGUAUGAAAGUGAGGUGAAGGGUCGGGCACGGUAUGGUGUGCGAGCAUUUGCUGAUGCUCUUCUAGUAAUCCCCAAGACUCUUGCCAGUAACAGUGGAUGUGACCCAAUGGAUAGCCUGGUGAAGCUGAGAGAGGAAUUCAAGAAUAGCAAUGGUACCCCAGUCGGGCUGGAUAUCUCUACUGGGGAAGCUCUGAACCCAGUUGAUAUUGGCAUAUUUGAUAAUUACUGUGUCAAGAGGCACAUGCUUGAUGCUUGCUCUGUCAUUGCCCGCAACCUUCUUAUUGUGGACGAGAUAAUGAGGGCUGGGUUGUCUCAGCUGAAGUAAUUUAAAUACAAGAACACUUAACCCAGUUCUGGCCUUGGCACGAGGUAACACAUAAUUUUAUUCAAGUUCAAGAUGGAAUGCUGAUGACUCACACUGUUCUGCCACUCAACACCUGCUAAUAAAAAAAUAAUAAUAAUAAUG